AUGUUUAAUUCAAAAUCAUUUCACUUAAAUCACGAACUAGACACAAAUGCCCGGAAAAAGGAACGUGAGCGUAAACGUUUACGUGAGCCCAAAAGAACUUGCUGGAUGAAAUUCAUCGUCAUAACGCUGCUUGGGGGCUUUGCAUUACUGCUGGUUCUGAGCAAUGUGGACUUUUCAGGUGAAUCAACUGAGCUGACGGCUGUUAACACUACUUACCUGUUGCGCCUGAAGGAGGUGUCAAACGAACUUUUAGCAACAAAAGUGGCAAAAAUGGAAGAAGUAUUGGACGGAAGUGCUGAUGACGAUAUAAAUGCUAGAGUAGCCGAUAUUGCAUUGCAGGACACGGAGGUAGCUGGAGCAAAAGCAGCAGCCUACGCUUCCUUCACCUGUACCGACAACCGUUCAUGUAAAACUGUAGUUUGCUCUGGCGGUCCGAUCUAUACUCUCAUAAUUGAACUUGAAUACUUCAUUAACUGGUGCGGCAAUGAAUAUUUCGAUCUCACCAUUGAGAAUUGUACAUUCGAUGGAAAAUCUAUAGACAAAUAUACGAUGUCCGGCAGCUUUAAUCUGAACAGUUUGACAAUUCGUAAUUGCAGUCUUGAAAAGAUCGUGGAUAACGCUUUCAAAUAUAGCACCGUGCAAAAAUUAGUGAAUCUAACUCUACAAGGUGUCCAGCUCCAAUCACUGAAUGCAAACUCCUUCGCAGGUUUAGGAACAGUUACGCAUUUCAAAUUACUCAAUACACAACAAAAAACAUCUACACCACUAAUAGCCGAAAAUUUCCUUCAGCCGAUGGCUGCAAAACUUAGCAGUAUUGUUUUACAACAAUCACAGGAAAAUUGCGAUUCCGUCACCAUUUACGAUCCCACAGGGUGGCUGGGCGGCAGCGUGGUGUACGGUAAUUUAACAUUUGUUGAUUUGAGUGGUACGCACUUCAAUCAUACACUCAAUCGUGAUACAUUCAUCAAGUUGUCGGCUCUCCACGAGCUUUCGUUGGCCAAUUGUAGUCUGCGCACAAUUGCUGAAUCCACUUUUGAUGGAAUUUUGGAAACCCUCAAGUUACUAGAUUUGCGAAAUAAUCAGUUGGAAACAUUGGAUGGUGAAUUUCUAGCGAUUGCAACAUUAAAUGACAUCGGCAUACAAAUGGCGGGAAAUGAGUGGCGAUGCGACUGUGAUAAUAUAGUGAACAUCGAAUACGUGAAACAAAGGCAAGACCAAUCCGGUGCAGCAAUAGAAUGUGCGUCUCCAGUGGAAUUAAAAGGAGUGCAAAUGCGCGAUGUUCAACUGCAAUGUGAGGCCACCACAGCAAAUACGCCACUUACUACAGCAACAACUGCCCUACCUACAUUAAAUUCAACUAUGUCGACAACAAUAACUACCACGAAUACAACUCCUUUACUGUCAUCAACGCCAAUAUCUACUAGUCCAACUAAUGCAACUGAGAAUACAUCCAUAUCUAGGAGCACUGGAACAUCACUUACUACAACAACACUCAACAAUUCAACAUUGUCGACUCAUAUGACUGCAUCGGAGGUAAUAACAACAACUCCGCUCACAACAGAUAAUGUAACAUCCACAGUUCUGUGGCCAACAACAACAAGUGAAACUAUAGUAGAAGACACUACUGAUACGACCCUAGAAUCAACAACUACAAUGCCGAAAACUACCACUACCAAAACUAGUUUUUAUACUACCACCACUCCACCUUGGCAAACAACCACAACUGAUAGCGAAUGCUAUAGCGACCUCUCUCCAAAGUUUAUAGUUUGCAAGUAUACAAAGCGCCAAGCGAUGUGUGACUACGAUGGCAGUUUCAAUGUGUAUACGACUUCAUCAACAAGCGUACAACUUCGAAUUGGCAACAUUACAGAUGGACUACAAGUAACAUAUUUUCAGGCGCUCAGUUACAAUGUUAGCACUACACAUCUGAUCAACAGCAACAGUAGCAUGGACAUCAACCAUCUCGCACCAAAUCAGAGUUACGUCUUUUGUCUGAUACCAGUAGCUAGCGUUGAGACCUCGCCAUUUAACUGUCGUUCGGCACAUUUACCUUUAGAAACAGCUCAACCUUGGCUAGAGAACAGCGAUAGAGCACUUUUCUAUACAAUUGCCACACUUAUAACCGUCAUCUGUAGUCUUAUAGGUGUAGCAGCAGUCUAUUUCUCACUACGCUGGCGCCCAACCUUGAUAUAUGGCAACAAGCGUAUACGACGUAUCAAUUAUACAUCGCAUAAAAUAUGGCUUCUAGCCAAAACCGAUCGUUCGUCUAUCGAUUCGAAACAGUUAGCAUUGAAUGAAUUAUCAAAAAUGCCCUCAUCGAUUAGUGAUACCCUAUCAGUGGAAAACUAUUUAGAUGUGAAAUCAUAUGACUAUAUGCAAUAUUUCAAAGGUUUAGAAUUCAACAAGCAACGAAAUGUGCCACACAUUUCCGAUAAUCGACCACCAUUGACUCAGGCGCCUACACUUCCGCCUGUAGCCGAUCGUACAUUUCGCAGUGGUGAGCGUGAUUGUCAUAGCGCUGGUGUACGAGGUUGCAAUAGUAAUGCGGUAAGCCAUCACAGUUCUCAGCAGUCUACAGUUCGCAUGGAAGGCGUACGUGGGAUGGGUGCCCGAUUUCAAAUGCGGCCACAAAACGUCACAAUGAAUGAAUUUGAAAACGAAUAUGAAAGCAUAGAUUAUUAUCAAGAGCUUUACUAA
Molecule: messenger RNA, 2697 nt
Organism: Anastrepha ludens (Mexican fruit fly)
Lineage: Eukaryota; Metazoa; Arthropoda; Insecta; Diptera; Tephritidae
Exons: 5
Coding region: 1-2697 (898 amino acids)
Molecular function (GO): protein binding
Source: RefSeq, a predicted model, not a curated record